CCUCGUAUCUCUCCUUCCCAGAUCCCCUGUUCAACAACACUCUCUGUUUCUUUUUCUUUCUUUCUUUCUUUCUUUCUCUGUGUGUGUGUGUGUUCCUAACUCCACUCCUCACCACCAAACCAAGCACCCUAAACAUAGUGCAGUCUCCUAAAGACAAGGAGAAGAGGAGGAGGAAACCAUGGAAGCUCCUCUCUUAGAACCCAAGCCAACCACCAUGGUAUCCUUCAAUAGUUUGCAAACUUGGGAGGAAAGAACUAGUGAUAAUGUUGAGGAUUUCCCUCCAGUUCAUGGUUUUAAAGAUGCACGCUUCUUGUUUGUUCAAGAGUCUAAGAAACUCUGGUCCAUUGCUACUCCCAUAGCCUUCAAUAUCCUCUGUUUCUAUGGCAUCAAUUCUACCACCCAAAUCUUUGUUGGCCAUUUGGGCAACCUUCAGCUCUCUGCUGCUGCCAUUGGCCUCUCUGUCAUCUCCAACUUCUCUUUUGGAUUCCUGCUUGGAAUGGGGAGUGCAUUGGAGACACUGUGUGGGCAAGCAUUUGGGGCAGGGCAAGUGGAGAUGCUGGGUGUUUACAUGCAGAGAUCAUGGAUAAUACUUCUUGCAUCUGCGGUGAUUCUCUGUCCUAUUUAUCUGUUUGCAACUCCUAUUCUGAAGCUUUUAGGCCAAGAAGAACAGAUAGCAGAUGCUGCUGGGAAAUUCACAAUUGAAAUCAUUCCACAGAUGUUUUCAUUAGCCAUUAAUUUUCCAACCCAGAAGUUUUUGCAGGCUCAGAGCAAGGUUUCAGUGCUGGCAUAUCUUGCCUUCGCUGCUCUUGUGAUGCAUAUUGGAUUGCUGGCUUUGUUCAUCUAUGUGUUCCAUUGGGGACUGGCAGGGGCUGCUUUUGCUUAUGAUAUAUCUUCAUGGGUGUUGGCCCUUGGUCAAGUUGUGUAUAUUUUUGGAUGGUGCAAGGAUGGAUGGAAGGGCUUUUCAUGGUCUGCUUUCAAUGAUAUGUGGGCAUUUGUGAAGUUGUCUCUUGCCUCUGCAGUCAUGCUUUGUCUUGAGGUUUGGUACAUGAUGGUCUUGGUUGUCCUCACCGGUCACCUCGGCGAUGCUGAGAUCAACGUCGGUUCCCUCUCCAUCUGUAUGAACAUUAAUGGUUGGGAAGGCGUGUUUUUCAUAGGAAUCAAUGCUGCUAUUAGUGUUCGGGUAUCGAAUGAGCUUGGAUCCGGUCACCCGAGAGCGGCUAAAUACUCCGUCAUCAUCGUCGUUCUUCAAUCACUUUUGAUUGGCAUUCUUUUCAUGGUCAUAAUCCUCGCGGCACGAGACUAUUUCGCUGUGAUCUUCACUAGUGAUAAAGAGUUACAGCGAGCUGUUGCUCAUAUUGCUUACCUUCUUGCAGUGACUAUGGUUCUCAACAGCAUUCAGCCUGUGAUUUCAGGUGUUGCAAUUGGAGGUGGAUGGCAAGCCUUGGUAGCAUACAUUAACUUGGGUUGUUAUUACAUAUUUGGACUUCCUUUAGGAUUUGUUUUGGGAUAUUGGGUCAAAUGGGGAGUUGAGGGAAUUUGGGCUGGUAUGUUAUGUGGAACAGCAUUGCAGACACUCAUAUUGCUUUAUAUCGUUUGGAGAACUAAUUGGGAAGAUGAGGCUGCUCAGGCUGCAAAGAGGGUGAGGUUGUGGGGUGGACAAGAGAUGCAAGUUUCUCAGGAUUCAGAGACAGUGAGGUUGUGGAAAGGAAAUGAAGAAACCUCAGUUUUGUAGAAUCUUAUUAGAUUUCACUGCAUUGUGGUGUUCCAUAAUAAAUAAAUAUAGAUCAAGUUUGUAGUUCAUUAUAUAUAUUUAUAUGAGUAAUGCUAUAUUUGACGAAU
This is a messenger RNA of Dioscorea cayenensis subsp. rotundata (Guinea yam), 1839 nucleotides long. Its product is annotated as protein DETOXIFICATION 34-like. The transcript has 7 exons. Gene Ontology annotation, cellular component: membrane. Lineage: Eukaryota; Viridiplantae; Streptophyta; Magnoliopsida; Dioscoreales; Dioscoreaceae. Gene Ontology annotation, molecular function: antiporter activity; xenobiotic transmembrane transporter activity. The record is from RefSeq and is a predicted model, not a curated record. The coding region runs from base 179 to 1732 and encodes 517 amino acids. Gene Ontology annotation, biological process: xenobiotic detoxification by transmembrane export across the plasma membrane.